AGACGUUUCCAAACUCCUUCCUCCUUCACAUGGUGCAUACUAAUUAUAUAUCAAAGAGAGAAAAAAUAAAAUAACUUUUCCUCAAGCUAUAUUCUUGUUGUUCUUCUGCUAAUAUAUAUUGACAAUGGUAACAAGUCAGAUCGUUUUCUCAGCCUUUGUUGCUUUAUCUUUCUCUAUGCUAGCCUUAGCAUUUGAUCUUAGUCCUCUUCAAGAUUUCUGCGUUGCAGAUACAUCAAGACCAGUGUUAAUGAAUGGUCUGAGUUGCAAGGAUCCAAAAACGGUUACAGCCGAUGAUUUUUUCUUAAGCGGAUUUCACAUACCAAGCAACACUUCGAACCAAAUAGGGUCAGCAGUGAAGCCAGUUACAGUAUCAGAAUUGGCUGGUCUCAAUACUUUUGGGAUUUCACUUAUUCGAGUCGACUAUGCCCCGAAAGGAGUCAACCCUCUUCACACUCACCCUCGUGCCUCGGAGAUCUUGACCGUUGUUGAAGGCAGUCUUGAAGUUGGAUUCAUAACGUCAAGCCCCGAGAACCGUCGGAUCACCAAAGUUCUUCAUAAGGGUGAUGUGUUUGUCUUUCCUGUUGGUCUUGUCCAUUACCAGAAGAAUGUUGGUGAUGGAAAUGCUGUGGCCAUUGCAGCCCUCAGCAGCCAAAAUCCAGGAGUGAUUAUAAUCUCUAGCGCUGUGUUUGGCUCGAAUCCUGAAAUGUCUGAAGAUGUUUUGGCUAAGUCUUUCCAACUUGAUAAAAAUGUUAUCAAUUAUCUUCAGACGAAGUUCUAGAAAUAAAAACACACGCAGGCAGUAGAAGUAGAAAGAGAGGAGUUUGUGUACGUGAUACCAAUUUUAAAUCAUUAUUACACCACACCAGCUUUUGGUCUAAUCAUUCUUGUGUACUUUUGUUAAAAGGAAAUACAUAUACCAAUGAAAACAUUUGGGAAAAUGCAAAGACUUUAAGGAA
Molecule: messenger RNA, 956 nt
Organism: Cannabis sativa
Lineage: Eukaryota; Viridiplantae; Streptophyta; Magnoliopsida; Rosales; Cannabaceae
Product: putative germin-like protein 2-1
Exons: 2
Coding region: 125-778 (217 amino acids)
Cellular component (GO): cell wall
Molecular function (GO): manganese ion binding
Source: RefSeq, a predicted model, not a curated record